GAUGCAGUAAGUGCAUUCCAGACUGAAUAAAUCAUUAACAACGUUGUAUUCAAAUCAAGAACAGAGCUUCAAAUAUUUCAGUGCUUUAUUAUGAUUAUUUUAAGCCUAAUUCGACUUAAAGAAUCUCAACACCGUCCAAGAGGGAAAGCUGCACGCAUGUAGGCUGUGGGAAGCGGUAGCCUCUAGGGCCCAGAGGAUAUGCGGGAGGCAUUUUCUCUGCUGGUGCGGCUGCGAGCGAGCAGAGCGAGAGACCUGGAAAUGAAAGUAAAGAGCUCAGGAGGCACAUGGAGGGAGCUGCAGGGGCAGCCGAUCCACAAGCAGAAUGCUCCCUCCUAUAAUUAAAUAACACUUACUGUUAUUAUUACUUAUAGUAAUAAUACGUUAAUAAUACCUCUAGUAAUAUAAUACCAUUUAUCGAGGAAAGUUAUACGUAGCGUGGGGGGGAGAACCCGAGGAGAGUGAUUGUAAUGGAGAGACAGAAGAGAAAACAAGAAAUAGAGAAAGGACUUCAAUUAAUUCAGUCUACAUUACCCUUAAGCCAAGAAGAUUAUGAGGCUGUCUUGCAGAAGCUGGUGAGAAACUUGUUUGCAGAGGGCAAUGAUUUGUUUCGAGAGAAGGAUUUCAAGCUGUCACUGGUACAGUAUGUAGAAGGGCUGAACGUGGCAGAUUAUGCAGCCUCUGAUGAGGUGACCAUCCCAAAGGAACUCCUGUGCAAGCUGCAUGUCAACCGAGCUGCCUGCUACUUUGCCAUGGGGUUGUACGAGAAGGCUCUGGAAGACAGUGAAAAAGCUUUAGGUCUUGACAAGGAGAACAUCCGAGCGCUCUUCCGCAAAGCCCGCUCUUUAAAUGAACUUGGAAGACACAAAGAGGCGUAUGAUUGUAAUAGCCGUUGUCUGCUGUCCCUCCCCCAUGAUGAGAGUGUCACGCAGCUGGGACAGGAGCUUGCACAGAAGCUGGGACUGAGGGUUCGAAAAGCAUAUAAAAGGCCUCAGCAGGAAUUGGAAACAUUCUCUCUACUCAGUAACGGCACGUCCAUCAAUUUGUCAAAUCAGACCACUUCCAAUGGUUUGGGAUCGAUUGAUGAUAUCGAAACAGACUGCUCCAUGGACCUGCAGUGCCUGCCAGCUCCUGUGGCCACUUCCAUCCCUGUGAGCGAGGGGCUGUCCCUUUUGCACUCGGAUUCAGAUGCAAAGGGCCUGCCUACCUCGCUCCCUGCUGCCAGCCUGCUCCCAUCUCCAGAGUCUGUGUCUCUGCCAGUGCCUGACAGUGUGGAGGACUUCACAGAUGGGGACAUAAUUGGGGAAGAACUGGACUCCCUCCUGGAUUCCCUCGCUGAGGGUUCACCGUACCCUCUAUCUUUGGUCCAGGGCACCAUUCCCACCAACCUGCCAACAGAGAUGCCCCAGCUGAUCCCUGUGUUUCCAGGGGGAACUCCGCUGCUUCCCCCAGUUGUGACAGCUAGCAUCCCUGUCUCCACCCCGCUGCCACCUGCCUCCUUUGGCCUGGUGAUGGAUCCCACCAAACAGCUUUCCUCCUCCUCUGUCUUGGAUGCCUUUGAGCCCCCGCCCGGGGGAAGUGGUGGCUCCACCUUAGAUUCCCUGGAUUCCCUGGACCUGCUCCCCUACACAGACUCACGUCUCGAUGCCCUGGAUUCCUUUGGGACAAGCAGAGGGUCGCUGGAUGCCUUGGACUCCUUUGCCAUCGAAGAAACCAGCCCUCAGGAACUGCGACAUCCACCUGGCAACCAAAAACCAUCCCCCGUGGUGAGUGAGCCGCUCCCCCAUGCUGAUGUCCCAAGGUGCUCUGGAGCCAAGGUAGUCAGCCUUGGUGGAGUGAGUCACCCAGCUGUGCCCAAAGUCACCGAGCACCUGCUGUCCCAGCCAGAACCAGUAAUACCCAACACAGCCUUGCUGGUGAAGAACCCUCUGGCAUCCACCCAUGUCUUCAAACAAGCCUGUCACAUCUGCUACCCUAAAACAGGGCCCAAGGCUGGUGAUUACACCUAUCGAGAAGGCUUGGAGCACAAAUGCAAGCGAGACAUCCUGCUGGGCCGUCUGAAGAACUCAGAAGACAAGACUUGGAAGAGGAUCCGUCCUCGCCCAACCAAAACCAACUUUGUAGGAUCAUAUUACCUGUGCAAAGAUAUGCUUAACAAGCAGGACUGUAAGUACGGGGAUAACUGCACCUUCGCGUACCACCAGGAAGAGAUCGACGUGUGGACGGAGGAGAGGAAGGGGACUCUCAACCGUGACCUCCUCUUUGACCCACUAGGUGGGAUCAAGCAGAGCAACCUUACCAUUGCCAAGCUCCUGAAGGAACAUCAAGGCAUCUUCACCUUCCUCUGUGAGAUUUGCUUUGACAGCAAACCCCGGAUUAUCAGCAAAGGGACCAAGGACACGCCAUCUGUCUGCUCCAACCUCUCUGCCAAACACAGUUUCCAUGACAACAAGUGUCUGGUCCACAUUGUACGUUCCACAUCCCUGAAAUACUCCAAGAUCCGACAGUUCCAGGAACACUUUCAGUUUGAUGUGUGCCGGCACGAGGUGCGCUACGGCUGCCUGCGUGAGGAUAGCUGCCACUUUGCUCAUAGUUUCAUUGAGCUCAAGGUCUGGCUGCUGCAGCAGUAUUCAGGAAUGACCCACGAAGAUAUUGUGCAGGAAUCUAAGAAGUACUGGCAACAGAUGGAGGCACAUGCCAGCAAACCAACCAACAGCAUGGCUUCACCCCGGGCUCCAACAUCAAGCACCUUUGACCUCCAGAUGAAAUUUGUGUGUGGCCAAUGCUGGAGAAAUGGACAGCUGGUGGAGCCAGAUAAAGACCUCAAGUACUGUAGUGCCAAAGCCCGCCACUGUUGGACAAAGGAACGUCGAGUUCUGCUGGUGAUGUCCAAAGCGAAGAAGAAGUGGGUGUCUGUCCGACCACUGCCUUCCAUCCGCAACUUCCCACAGCAAUAUGAUUUAUGUAUCCAUGCACAAAAUGGCAGGAAAUGCCAGUAUGUGGGCAACUGCUCCUUCGCCCAUAGUCCUGAGGAGAGAGACAUGUGGACCUUCAUGAAGGAAAAUAAAAUACUAGAUAUGCAGCAGACCUAUGACAUGUGGCUAAAGAAACACAAUCCUGGGAAGCCUGGAGAGGGAACACCACUCACUUCGCGAGAAGGGGAGAAACAGAUCCAGAUGCCCACUGACUAUGCUGACAUCAUGAUGGGCUACCACUGCUGGCUCUGCGGGAAGAACAGCAACAGCAAGAAGCAAUGGCAGCAGCACAUCCAGUCAGAGAAGCACAAGGAGAAGGUCUUCACUUCAGAUAGUGACUCCAGCUGCUGGAGCUAUCGCUUCCCUAUGGGCGAGUUCCAGCUCUGUGAAAGGUUCCAGAAGAGCAAGGCCUGCCCCGAAGGAGAAGAAUGUCGCUAUGCCCAUGGCCAGGACGAGCUGACGGAGUGGCUAGACCGCAGGGAGGUGCUGAAACAGAAAUUGGCCAAAGCCCGCAAGGACAUGCUGCUCUGCCCCCGGGACGACGACUUCGGGAAAUACAACUUCUUAUUGAGGGAUGGUGUAUAGUAAGGGCCGGGGGGGGGGAGAGCCUGUUGGCUGGAGAAAUGCAGGGCGGGUUUUCUGAGUGAGGCAGUAGCAAGGCGAGCAUCCGUGUCUCGCAAA
Messenger RNA from Phasianus colchicus (ring-necked pheasant), 3653 nucleotides. RefSeq names its product zinc finger CCCH-type containing 7B (gene ZC3H7B). The record is from RefSeq and is a predicted model, not a curated record. Lineage: Eukaryota; Metazoa; Chordata; Aves; Galliformes; Phasianidae. Gene Ontology annotation, molecular function: protein binding; miRNA binding; metal ion binding. Gene Ontology annotation, biological process: miRNA processing.